Molecule: messenger RNA, 531 nt
Organism: Thyridium curvatum
Lineage: Eukaryota; Fungi; Ascomycota; Sordariomycetes; Thyridiales; Thyridiaceae
Exons: 1
Coding region: 1-531 (176 amino acids)
Source: RefSeq, a predicted model, not a curated record
AUGAAGGCCUCCGUGUCGAUUCUUAUUUCUCUCGUUUCUGUUGCCUUGUCAGCCGUAGGCCCAAGGGACCCUCAGACAACGUCGUGCAUCUCAACCUUGGUCCUGGAUCCGAUCACCGUGACGCGCUGCGACGUUGGCACUUCAACCUAUGCCCCACCCCCGACUCCUCCAGCCGUCAAGGUCUACACCACCGCCUUUCAACAGUUCUGCCCGACCGGCCUCGAGUACAAGACAUACACCAUCACUUGCGGCUCCCACGACUGCCAUGGCAAGUCCGGAGAGAUCCCUCCGGGAUUCACCGCCUCGCCCUCGACUUGCUACGUUUGUGGGCCCGAGCCUAUCACCGCCAUCAUAACAUACCCCGUGCCGACCGGCCCUGCCCCAACCCCCGGUCCGGGUCAGAACAAGUCUGAGUGUGUUGACUGUGUUCCACCCGCCCCCACUUUCGUUGUUGCGUCUGCUGCCAAGCUUUCAUCGCUGGGACUCGGAGGAAUCGCUGUGUUCUACUUGUUGGCCGGAGUUCUGGCCUAG